This is a messenger RNA of Drosophila kikkawai, 1596 nucleotides long. RefSeq lists its product as uncharacterized. Lineage: Eukaryota; Metazoa; Arthropoda; Insecta; Diptera; Drosophilidae. The record is from RefSeq and is a predicted model, not a curated record. Gene Ontology annotation, molecular function: catalytic activity.
AUGGUUAAGUUUCUCCAACUUAACCUCAACCACUGCAGAGCAGCCCAGGUCCUCCUGUCCCAAACGGCUACGGAGCUGAAAACGGACGUCGCUAUACUAAGCGAACCGUAUAGGGCAAAACCUGACGGUGUGUGGCAGCAGAGCACCGACGGCGGGGCAGCCAUCUGGAGCUGCGGGCAGCCUGCGGGCCAUAUGACGCAGAGAGCGUCGAGACCUGGCUACACCAGGGCCAAGAUCCAUGAGGUGACCGUGUACAGCUGUUACCUUGCUCCGAGCAUGCACAUAGACGCCUUCCGAGAUGUGGUGCAGGAGAUCGCACAGGACGCUCGUGGAAGGUCGUCUGUAUUAAUCGCUGGGGACUUCACCGCUUGGGGGAGCUCGAGGACAACGCAGAGGGGAACCAUCCUCCUGGAUGCCCUGGCCACUUUGAAUGUUUGCCUCCUCAAUGACGGUAACAGGUGCACCUACAGCAAGGCAGGCAGAGAGUCAGUCAUCGACCUGACCUUUGCCAGCCCGGAACUCACCCGGAACAGCCAAUGGGAAGUCACGGACCUGCUAACAUACAGCGACCAUGCCGCGAUAACCUUCAAGACGAUGCACAGCCAGCAGCGACUUCCUGACCGGCAAACUGCGUAUAGGCUGUGCGGAUGGGUUAUCUGCCAGGAUCAAGGCUGCCUGCGAUGCGGCAAUGGAGAGCUCCAACAGGGGAUGUGGCAGGCGACCAGUCCCGUGGUGGAACCAGGAGAUAGCCACAGCCCGAAGCGAGAGAGAAACAGAGGACGCCCCCUGCAAGGGAUGUACGAGUCCAUCUACAGGGAGACGAAGAAAGCCCUCAAAGUGGCCAUCAAGCCGAGCAAAAACAGGUGCUUCCAGGACCUCUGCGACGCGGCAGACCAGGAGCCGUUCGGGUCGGCCUACAAGAUGGUAAUGGGAAAGCUAAUCAGACAGCCGACACCAACCUCCCAUGAGCAAUUGGGAGCAAUAGUUACCACGCUGUUCCCAGCCCAGCCGCCCCUAGUGCUUCCCAACGUGACCGUGGGGGAACCAAUCCCCAUUGAUGAAGAGGAGGUCCUAAGCGCGCUAACCAGCUGCAAAGCCUCCAAGGCCCCUGGACCAGACGGCAUUCCAAACGCGGCCCUGCUUGCGAUAGUGAAGUCCCACCCAAAGUUGUUCGCGGAGGUGUACAACAACUGCAUCGCCGAACGGACUUUUCCUACAGGCUGGAAGCAGCAAAGGCUUGUACUCGUUCCGAAGCCGGGAAAACUGGACGACGAUCCAUCUUCAUACCGGCCCCUCUGCAUGCUGAACUCCCUCGGAAAAAUAUUCGAGCGGAUUAUAUGCAGCAGGCUGGAAGCCGAAAUCGAAGAGCGCGGAGCCCUAUCCAGCCACCAGCACGGGUUUCGUAAGAAACGCAGCACUAUCGAUGCAAUCCGCGAGGUAACGCAGCUGGCAGAAAAUGCGAUUGAAGGCGAAAGAUGGCAAGGAGGCACCAAGAAAUACUGCCUUGUGUGCACCCUGGACGUCAAAAACGCCUUCAAUUCUGCAAACUGGAGCCGAGUCCUCCAAGCACUCCAACGGGGCGGCAUAUCCGGAUAG